Molecule: messenger RNA, 1713 nt
Organism: Globicephala melas (long-finned pilot whale)
Lineage: Eukaryota; Metazoa; Chordata; Mammalia; Artiodactyla; Delphinidae
Gene: TTC22
Product: tetratricopeptide repeat domain 22
Molecular function (GO): protein binding
Source: RefSeq, a predicted model, not a curated record
AUGGCGGAGCCCGAGGCCGCGACCGAGGAGGUGGACGCCCUCAUCGACGACCUGGACUACCUCCCCGGCCACUUCCACCUGGAGAUGCAGCUGAACUUCGAGCCGCGCUCGCCGGCCUCGCUCCACGCCCGGGACCUGAAGCUGCAGCGGGACGGCCUGCGGCAGGAGCUGGCGCUGACGGCUGCCACGCAGCGCCCCGCCGUGCGCCACCUCCUGGGCGCCUUCGCCUUCUACCUGGAGGAGCUGGAUGAGGCCCGCGAGAGCUUCCUCGAGGUGGCCCGCGAGGACCCGGGCAACCUCAACGCCUGGGCCAAUUUGGUGCACGUGUACGGGCGGCUGGGGCAGAAGGAAGAGGAGGAGGCGUGCGCCGAGCGGCUGGCCGGCCUCAUGGGCCUGGCGGGGGACCGCGGGGCCACCGGGGACCCCCCGCUCCGCGCCGCGCGCUGCCUGGCCGAGCAGGGCUACGCGCACGGCUUCGACGUGGGCUGCGCCAGCCCAGAGGAGCGGGCGCGGGUGCUGGAGGCCGGCAUCGAGCUCUAUGACAAGGCGCUGGGCCACGCGCAGCAGAUCCCGAACGAGGAAAAAAGGGGCUGGUACUUCACCAUGGCGACGCUCUUCAUCAGGUUAGAUGGCAUCUUCCUGGAGCUGGGCAGCGAGGAGCAGAAGAGGUUGCCGGCCUUCAACCGCACGCUGGCCCUGCUCCGGCAAGUCCUCAAGUCGUCGGAACCCCACCACCAAGCUCUGGCCUGGUGCUACCUCGGGAUGCUGCUGGAGAGGAAGGACACCUUCUCCAUCACCCCCAUGGGCAUCCAUGACUGCGGGUUUUCAGGGACCGACCCCCUAGACUGCUUUGGCAAGGCCAUUGAGAUUGCCAAGGACCAACCCCCAAUCCUGAAUCACCUGGCCAAAAUCUUCCACUUCCUCGGAAAGCAGGAUAUGGCCAUGGGUACCUGCAACAUGGCCCUGGACACCCUACGAGAUCCGGAGCUCAACUGGCAGGCGUACUGCACAAGGGCCAAGAUCCACGUCAGAGCCUACCUGCAUGACCUGGAGCGAAGCAAGAUGGGGCUCGGGGGCAUGCCUGACAGGAACCACCUGGCCUGCGCCAAGGCCGACCUCGAGGAGGUGGUCAAGGUGUGCCCAGGCCUCAAGACCUACCUGAACAUCGGCCAGGUCUACUACUACAUGGGAGUGGACGCUGUGCAGGAGCAGCUGGCGGUGGACGAGGCGGCGCUGAACCAGGCGCUGGUCUUCCUGGCCAAGGCCGGCGAGUCGGAGCUGGGCGCCACGCUGCCUGAGCUGCAGCUGUUGCGCGGCAAGUGCUUGCGCAUCAAAGGCGAGGAGGCCAACGCGGCGGCCUGCUUCAAGCGCGCCGUGGAGCUGGACGACGCGGGCUCCAGCCACACCGAGGGCUUCGGCUGCCUGCUCGAGGCGCUGCUGGCGCAGUGGAGCCAGGCGCAGCUCAGCGACGGCGAGCUGGGCAGCGAGGUGGACGCGUGGCUGCGCUGCGCCCAGGACAAGUACCCGGCGGCGCGCCUGCGCCAGGAGCUGCAGCGCGUGUGGCGCGGCCACACGGGCGAGGUGCUGGGGUUGGCCCGGGCCUUAGUGGCGCAGGGACGGCCGGCGCUGGUGCGGCUCCUCUUCGAGACCAUGCAGCGCGAGGGCAUGGGCUCACGGAGGGUCCGCCGCGCGUUCUCCUUCGAAGGUCCCUGA